AUGACCCCUCUACUAUUUUGCCUGUUGGCGGCCGGCACCUUCUGGGGCCUUUGCCAAAUGAGCAGUGCCGAAGCGUCUGCAGAAGCUGCCUCCGACAGCUUUCGCUGGAGCGGAGGGUGGCUGAAGGAGUUCAAGGCCACGGGCAAGUACUUCCACAGCAAAGCAGUUGUGCUGGAGAUUUUGCAGCUCAUCAACCAAAGCAAGCGCUUGAUGAACCUAUUGUACAUGGGGCAGGCGUUUGUUUGGAUCUGCGUGUAUUCUCUAUUGAUCUGCUUGAAUGCGGUGGUAACGCCAGUCUUGCAUUUCUCGCCCCGUGUUCAGAACAACACAUUCUUCCUCGUCCUGUUCGAUGCAGCUAUGGAUACUACCUUUGCAGCCGUUCUGCCAGUACUCAUGGUUACAAAUGUCACGAUCACAUACUUAACCACAGACCUUGACAUGGCGGUGAUGGAUCACAGAUGGCGCUGCCCUCGCGCCCUGGGUGGUUUGUACAUGGUGCUUGGGCUGGCAGUUGGACUCCUGGGCAUGACGGCAAGAUUGCGAUCGCCGUGCUGGACCAAGAAGUGGCGAGAGGGAUGCUGCAUUUUUCGGUUCGACCUCUGGGGCGCCGAAUGCGAGUGCGCCUUCUAUGAGCGAAGGCGUUCCUGCAGCAACGAGCCUCUGCUCCGGGCCAUGCUCGAUGAGUCCAGAUCUCUCCAGGUGCUCAAACUGCACCGUUGCUGGAUGCAUCCGCAUUUCCCAGCCUUGGACAAGAACAGCAAGCUCCAGUUCUUGUACUUACCGGGCAAUCACAUUCAGGAGCUUCCACCUCUCAGCAACCUCGUUCACCUCCUGGACUUAAACGUCCAAGAGAACCAGCUAAGCCACCUGCCCAGCUUGGCAUCCAAUGCGGCGCUGGAAUACAUAAAUGUUGAACAGAACCUCUUGGAUAAGUUGCCGCUCCCAAUCUGCGUGAGAACAGUCAGCUGUCCGUGCUCAGCCUGA
Molecule: messenger RNA, 984 nt
Organism: Symbiodinium necroappetens
Lineage: Eukaryota; Dinophyceae; Suessiales; Symbiodiniaceae
Source: the annotation of a GenBank genome assembly